UAUUGGAAGCGCGCGAUUUGUUUUGUGGGAAAUAAAAAAUGGCCGGAAUGUAAUUUUCACAAAUUUUAAAGUGUAUCUGUACGAUUAUGGAGAAAAAGCAAAUAAAAGAACGAUAUAAAGGAAUCAUCUGUUCAGCUGGAUACCAAGAGAAUGAUCGUUGGAGCCAAGUUAAGCAGUCGAGUGUGGAUAACUUAGCGCCAUCAUGGAAAGAUGGCAGAUUGCACAUUGCUCAGUCCCAUACAGACUCUUUUUUGCUGGUUGUGGAGUACAGGAAUGGAAUCCAGAAAGCGUUCCCGUUGAACGUGAAGAGUAGAACAUAUACACCCAGCAACAAGACUCGAGCAAUGAUUUUGCUCAAGGAUGGCACAGCAGUUCACAUCAAUAAGGCCCCUGCUCCUAGUCUUGAAAGGAUGAUUGAUGCUAUCGAUGCUUUAGGCAAAAAAGGCAAGACUACAGGAAUUAGUUCUCACUUGAACAGUAAACCUCAGGUAAACAAGACAUCGCCCCCUUGGCUUAAGGAAGUUAUAUCACCUCAGAAGCCCAAACCUUCACGAGAACAAUCAUUGACACCGGGUCGGAGUCGGACGGGUGAUCGGGAGGAAUUCACGGGGGUGAAAACCCCAACUUUUCAUCAGAAGUCAUAUUCUCCAUGGAAAUCCAUCAAACGCAAGACCCCUGAUGAUGAAGUUCUUGAAGUCGGUGACGGUGAAGACACAGAGAAUCUAGGAGCAUCAAUGCUUUUCUCUGAUCAGACAGAUAAGGAGAACAGAUACACACCUACGCCUUGCAGAGGACAAGGGCAGAGUGUGCUGCAGAAGAGAAUGAAAUCCGGUGGCUCCAUAUUCCUAGAAUCAUUUGAGGAGAAGCAAAAAGGAAUGAGUGAAAACAAGAAGAAAGGUCCAAAUUCAGCUAUAGCUGUUUCUCAUAAUUUCUAUUCCCGAGGCAGACAAAUGUCAAAUUAUGGAACAAGUGAUCUCUUCUCACGAACUCCAUCUCUAAGCAGUAGUUCACAGUCUGAAGAACCGGGCAAGAAGACAACUCCCGGGUUUCUCGUCUCAAGGUCCAACAAUGUACCAAGGUCAAAGUUCAACUUCAAGACCUGGAACAAACCAAGUGGGAUGGAGUCAUCUCAGAGAAACCUGCAAGGAUUUUCUAACCUUGGUAACACCUGUUACAUGAAUGCCAUCCUGCAGUCGUUACUGGGUUUACAAUGCUUCAUCCAAGAUCUUCAGCAUCUACCUCUCAUCAAAGUCUUGCCUAAAUCUAGCCUCUAUAGGGCCCUGUCUCGGCUGCUCUACUCAAAGCAAGGCAACAAAGGAAGCGCUGAGAUUGAGUUACGCCUCCAGAGUGUCAAGGCUGCAAUAUCGGCAACUGCCACAAGAUUCUCAGGUUUCAUGCAACAUGAUGCCCAUGAGUUCCUCUGCCAGUGCCUAGAUCAGCUCAAAGAAGAUGUGGAAAAAGUAAACAAUCCGAAGACGGACAAAGACAUUCAAGAGGCCGUGUCCCCUCCCAGCCAAGUGGUACCUUCCAAUCAGUCAGAGGACAAACCCAAGUUUGCAUGUGCUGUCAGUCAGAACUUUGAACUGGAAGUGGAACAUUCCAUUCUGUGUCAGGAGUGUGGAGAGGAAAUAAGCAAGAAGGAGACUUUCAAUGAUCUCUCACUGGACCUUCCAAGGACAUGUGAGCCCUUUUCAUUGCAGACGGCUCUCGAUAGCUUCUGUGCAUCCGAGAAACUAGAAUACGCCUGUGCGAAAUGUGACUGGAAAGAAGCUAAGGUGUGCCACAAAUUCACCAAACUUCCCAGAGUUCUUAUCCUCCAUCUGAAACGUUACACCUACGACUCGGAUGCAUCUUCAGACAGCAAGCUAAGGUCAAGUGUUGUCAUACCACGCUUCCUAACAUUGGCCUUUCAUACCACAAGGAAUACUGCCCCACCGCCAGCAAGAUCAAACCACACACAAGCUUAUCAUGUGUUGGUCUUCUUGAACAGAAAUAGGAUAGCCAAACAGAUUGUGCGCAAGGGCAAAGAAGGGCACACUUUUUUAUCUGGCUUCAAGUUCAACCGGGGACGUUUGGCAUCGGAUUCUGCUAAGAAAGGAUCUGAACACUUCAUCAGUCGCUUUGAAACAGAUAUACAAGAUAGUAGUAAAUCUGAUAAAUCUAACAAUGAAAACUUCAUAGAGAUGGAUGAGGAAGAACAGCUUGCACGUGCCUUGGAGCUGAGUCGCCAGGAAGCAGAGGCAAGUCUUAAAAGGAAGCCUGAUGAGGUUGCUGUAGAUGAGUUUACGGAUGAAGAAUUGGCAAAGGCUCUUAACGAUUCCAUGGAGGCCGAAGAGAGGAGAGAAAAGUCCAAGGAGGAGGAACAAGAUAGUGAUGAUGAUCUUCCAGUUGGUUUGAUUGAGGAUCCAGAACUAAGUGACAUGGAGAGAGUGCUCUAUCUUAGCAAGAAAUCUCAUCAAGAAGAGCAUGGAUUGAACGAGGAUGCAGGACUUACUGACCUCGAGAGGGCGCUCCACUUGAGCAAGAGAACUCAUGAGGAAGAGCUCAAGAGGCAAGGUGCUUUCAACGGAGAAGGGCCUCUAGGAACCCUUACGAACGGUGGCCUUCUCGGAGGUGCUAGGAGAAAGUUUGCUGGAAAAUCCACUACUUGGGGUUCUGAAAAGUGCAAUUGGAUGGGAAAUGAAGGCUAUUCUUGCAAGAGAGAGGGUGGGAAAUAUGCAGGAAGGGCUCCUGGUAAGGAGGAUGGAGAUUUGGUCCAAGAAGGCAAUGGGUUGCUUGGUGGAGCCAAAAGAUAUCAACAGCAACGCUCAGUGUUUGCUAAGGAUGAGCCAAUGGACACUGAGGAUGACCAACCCAUUGCGUUUUCCUUAGACAGUACUUCCGAUGAGGACCCAACUCAACCUAGCAUGUGGGACUCAGACACCAAUCAAAUUGCACAGAAAUUAAAAGAGCUAUCCCGUCUACAUGCAUCUCAUAUCUUGCCACCUAGGGAAAGCAGUCCUGACAUUGUAAACCUGGUAUCUUCUGAUGAUGACAUCCUUCAUCAUCCAGGCAAGGUCAGUGGCAAGAGCACUGACGAUGUCGAUUCAUCGAAGACACCAAACAAGGUCAGUGCCACUAGUGUCGAUGAUAGCAAUUUAUCAAAGACACCUGACCACAGAACUGAAGGUCUCGUCAAUACCAGUAGCCAUCACCAAACUUCAUCUUGCAGCAAACCCAGAAGCAUUCUGAAUUCUCCAUCGACAAAUGUUCCAAACAGUGAGACCAAAUUCAAUCGCAAUGGUAAAUCUCUUGAGGGAAAUAGGGCUGACCUGUGGAAACCGUACAAUAAUUUGAAAAAGAACAUCUUCCAGCAAUUUCCCUCUUCUGAUGAGACCAGGGCAGACGAGGAAAAGAAAGAUGAUGAUGAUGAUGGUGGUGAUGGUAUCCUUGGAGAGGUAAAAGAAGAAAGGAAGCUUAGCUAUGAUGAGAUGAAAGCCAAGGAGGAAGAAGAUAUAAGGAAAGCUACAGAACUCAGCAUGCAAGAGGUAAAGGAUAUUUCUGAGAGAGAAGCAGCUGAGAUAUUGAGAGCACAAGAAAUGAGUCUCCAGGAUCUGCAUGAAAGACAAGGUAUGACCCCAAACAAAACCCAAGACAGAGAUGAUUCUAAACCAUCAUCACCAGUCUAUUCCAAGGAAGAAACAGAAAUGCUCUCUAAACAUUCUGAGCUUGGUCAUCUGAACAAUGCCUAUCGUCUUGUCUCCAUCGUGAGCCAUAUCGGGAGUACAUCAAUGACUGGACACUAUAUCAGCGAUGUCUACGAUGUUGAGAAGAAAUGCUGGCUAAGUUACGACGAUUCAACGGUGAUGAAGAGAGAUGAGAGAAGCCUACGCGAGGAGAGGAGGAGAACGGGAUACAUCUUUUUUUACCAUGCUAAAGAGUUCCUUUGAAGAGGCAUUUAAC
Molecule: messenger RNA, 3942 nt
Organism: Lytechinus variegatus (green sea urchin)
Lineage: Eukaryota; Metazoa; Echinodermata; Echinoidea; Temnopleuroida; Toxopneustidae
Product: ubiquitin carboxyl-terminal hydrolase 37-like
Exons: 18
Coding region: 87-3929 (1280 amino acids)
Biological process (GO): protein deubiquitination
Molecular function (GO): cysteine-type deubiquitinase activity
Source: RefSeq, a predicted model, not a curated record